GCAGGGAGGGGAUUAUGUAGAAAAAGUGAUUAUCAACUCCAACUGGGGUAUUUAUUCAGAGGUACCAGAAACUAACUGCAAGGCACUGCGAGGCAAUUGAUACUUAUCACCUGGAGCCAGGCUAGAAACAUGUCAGGGGAAUAUUGCCUAAUUUCCUGUGUCCUUCUGCUCAUGGUCAACUUGUCUGUGGGGGUACAGAAUGGGGACAUGAGGCUGGUGGGGGGUGAGCUGGCCGCGGAGGGCCGUGUGGAGAUCUACUAUAAUGGACAGUGGGGGACCGUGUGUGAUGACAACUGGGACAUUACUGAGGCACAGGUGGUGUGUCGCCAUCUCAACUACCCUGGUGCUCUCACUGCUGUGGUGGGUGGGAUAUACGGACAAGGAUCUGGUCCUAUCUGGAUGGAUGAUCUAAACUGUGAGGGGACAGAGAAAGACUUGUCCCACUGUCUCUUCAAAGGCUGGGGGGUUACUGACUGUCAACAUGCUGAGGAUGCUGGUGUGGUCUGUGAAAGAGAAUCUUCUCGGAAUAACAGUCGCGUCUACGCCCUGGACCACAACACAGGCUUCAGUAACCACAUGGGGGCGCUGUUUGACAGUGGACGCGACUGUGACUUUGACAUCAUGGUGCGGGUUGCAAACAGCAUUGUGGAAACCAUCUGUGUUCACAAGCUGAUUGUCACUCUGGACCCAAAUGCCUCCAUCUUAAACACCACACAAGAGGAGAACCUCAGUAACCUCAACCUAGACGUCAGCCUCAACUGCCGGCCACAUGUCACCGACUUCCUGAGGUAUCUGUACACGCGGCAGAUUAACGUGACCAUGUCCUCUGCCCAGUGCAUCCACAAGAUGGCGUCCAACUGGGGUCUGAAGCAGCUUCAGGAGGCGGCAGGGAGGCUCUUCACCUGGCUGCUCCCCGAUGAUGCCUCCUUCCAGACCCAGACCUCUCUGUACGAGUACUCAGUCCACACAGGCGACCCAGUUCUGCAGGAAACCUGUCUGCGCUACCUUGCCUGGAACUGUGAGUCACUGAUCCGUUCCCCAGCCUGGACUGGUCUUGCCCUGGGCACAGUAAAGACCCUUCUAGCCCGUUCAGACGUGGUGGUGCCAGAUGAGGCCUUCCUCCUAAAGGGUUUGGAGGACUGGGUGUUGGAACAGGGUAACUCGUCCACCCACGAAGACCAGGUCGCCAUUUUGGACCACAUCCGGUUUCCCAUGAUCGCUGCUGAAGAUUUGUUCAACCUCAAUGCCAAGUCUGAACUGUACAUGGACCAACAAGAGCGUUAUAAUGCCGGCAUGUUACAGGGCUUUCAGUUCAAUGCACUGCCCUUACAGACGCUAGCUAGGGGCCUCCUCCUUAAAAAGGUGGAAUACACACCCAGGAUCUACACUGGCAAGCCAUGGAGCUUCACUUUCAGCUCAAAGGAUGUCAACACGUUCCGAUACAUCGGACAGUAUUCCCACUCAGGCCAGAACCUCAACAGCCUCAGCGCCAACUUUGACAGCCCUGUGCACAACAGUGCCUUUUUUUCACUGUUCAAAAAGCUCAACUGGAACACCAGGGUCUUUAUCAACAACCAUGAAUGCUCAAACAGCGGUAUCCGCUGUCCGUCGCUGCCGAUGGUCUCGCUAACUGCCCAGAAUAACAGGGAGUUGCCCCAAGAGUAUCAGGACGGCAUCCGCUACCUCAACAAGGUUGUCCUGAUGUGUGAAGGGGAGUUUGUAUUCCAUGUCCAGGAUUUUGCAUCCACAAUUGUCAAUGGCGGCAAUCAGGCCCAGAUCCCAGCAAACAUCACUGCGGGCCAGGCCUAUCCGUGCCACUCAGACCAGUUCUCCUACCGUGUGGUGGUUCAGCCUGUUUACACCACUGAGAUCAAGGAGAAUUAGCAGGAAGUAGAGGGACAUGAAUCAAAUGUAUUUAUAAAGCCCUUUUUACAUCAGCUGAUGUCACAAAGUGCUAUACAGAAACCCAGCAUAAAACCCCAAACAGCAAGCAAUGUAGAAGCA
Messenger RNA from Salvelinus namaycush (lake trout), 2004 nucleotides. Its product is annotated as galectin-3-binding protein A-like. The coding region runs from base 130 to 1884 and encodes 584 amino acids. Lineage: Eukaryota; Metazoa; Chordata; Actinopteri; Salmoniformes; Salmonidae. The record is from RefSeq and is a predicted model, not a curated record. The transcript has 6 exons. Gene Ontology annotation, cellular component: membrane.